GAGACAGAGAUAUAUAUUAGCCCAUUGGUUUUAUUAUUUUUAAAUUUAUUUUUCCUUCAGUUUCUCUCACUUUCUUUUGCACAUAGGACGAUUAUGAACAACUUGUUUUAGUUGUUACCUUUCACAUUUGGUGAUCGAUCCAGAAAAACUGUAUGGACAGAGAAAUGGACUCUUCAAAGAAUCUAACUUCACUUCCCGAAGAGGUCUUAGAAGGCGAGAAACAACAAGAAGAGGAAAGCCAAAAGCCAUUUGUCUCCGCUUUUGAUGCUGUUCCUCAUCGCCCUCCUCCUCCUGCUCAGAGUUCUUUACAGAAGUACUCUCCUUUGGACUGGAAGGAGUUCUUUGAUCGAGAACAAGAUGUUUCAAUUCCAAAUAAAAAUGAUGUAUUUCAUGUGUAUAUGGCAGGAACUGAAGGACCAGUUGUUUUCUGUCUUCAUGGAGGUGGCUAUUCUGGGCUUUCGUUUGCACUGUCAGCAAGUAAAAUCAAGGAGAAAGUCCGUGUAGUUUCCCUUGACCUGAGAGGACAUGGGAAAACAUCCACAGAAAAUGAUCUUGACCUAUCUAUUGAGACAAUGUGCAAUGAUGUUUUAGCAGUAUUGAAGGAAAUGUAUGGAGAUUCUCCUCCCGCGAUUGUGCUAGUUGGCCACAGCAUGGGGGGCUCAGUUGCAGUGCAUGUUGCUGCUAGGAAAGUGUUACCCAGCUUGCAUGGGCUCGUUGUUGUUGAUGUUGUAGAGGGAACUGCUAUGGCAUCUUUGGUUCACAUGCAGAAAAUCUUAUCAAACCGGAUGCAACAUUUCUCCAGCAUAGAAAAAGCGAUAGAAUGGAGUGUCAAGGGGGGUGUUUUGAGAAACAUAGAUUCUGCCCGUAUAUCUGUGCCCACCACUUUAAAGUAUGAUGAUUCAAAGAAAUGUUAUGUUUAUCGAUCACGUCUAGAGGAAACAGAACAAUAUUGGAGAGGAUGGUAUGAAGGCCUUUCAGAAAAAUUUCUGUCAUGUCCUGUUCCAAAGCUCUUGCUUUUAGCAGGAACGGAUAGACUGGACAGAACUCUUACAAUUGGCCAAAUGCAAGGGAAGUUCCAAAUGGUAGUUGUCAGACACACUGGGCAUGCUAUACAGGAAGAUGUACCUGAUGAAUUUGCAGCAUUGGUACUCAAUUUUAUAUCUCGCAACCGUAUAGGCCCUCAUGGAGUCGAGAUACCUGGACUCCUACGGCCAUCACAGCCACAGCAUUGAAUCAUGUUGGAUAAAUUAGUUGACAGCACUCUGUUGUGGAGAAUUUAUGGAUUUGUGAAUCAUAUGUUGGAUAAAAAAGGGCGACCGGUGAAAUCAUAUAUUGGAUAUUAGUAAAUACGUUUAGAGGUUUUCCUUUGUGAAAUCUUGCUAAUUCCUGAAUUAACUUAGGCUUGUAGAUUUUGAAGUGAUAUUACAAGCAAUUAUAUAAUUACAAUGAUGUGUUUGUCAGAAUCUGCUCUGGUUGAAUAUCGAAUUGGUUAGCCUUUUUUUUCUAGGU
Jatropha curcas is the source of this 1509-nucleotide messenger RNA. Its product is annotated as esterase/lipase/thioesterase family protein. Gene Ontology annotation, molecular function: protein methylesterase activity. Gene Ontology annotation, biological process: protein demethylation. The record is from RefSeq and is a predicted model, not a curated record. Lineage: Eukaryota; Viridiplantae; Streptophyta; Magnoliopsida; Malpighiales; Euphorbiaceae.